CCGAGGGGCGGCCGCCGGCGGAUGCUGAGGUCCGCGCGCCGGGGACGACCGGGCACCUCCCGCGGCGGCCCCGCAGAGCUCCUGCCCCCCGCGCGGAGCCCGCGCCCCCGCCGCCCCGCGCCGCCGCCGCGCUUUCCUGCUCUCCUCGCCCGCCUCUUCCGUCUCCGGAGGGAAGCGCCGCUGCCGCCGCCGCAGCCCCGCGCAGGGCACGCGCCCUCCUCCUCCCGCGCGCCCCCGCGUCCCGCCCGGGUCUGCGGCCCCGCGUCCCGCCGCUGCGGAGGCAGGGCAGGACGGGCCCCUGCGAGUGCCGCGACGCGCGGUCAGCCGUGCUCCGGUCCACCUGCCGGUCAGCCUGCGGGGGUCUCGUGUCGGGUCGCCAGGACUCUGCUUGCAUGCGAAUUCGGUUGUCUGCACCGCGGAUUUUUGAGACUAACCGUAGUUUUGGAAGCUUUUAAACGCCGUCGGCCCGAGGGCGGCCGCCGCGAGGUCGGACAUGUCCGCGGUGCUGCGGGAGCUGCUGCGGGUCUCCGAGAAGGCGGCGGACAUCGCCCGGGCGUGCCGGCAGCAGGAAGCCCUGUUCCAGCUGCUGAUCGAAGAAAAGACGGGGGGAGAGAAGAACAAGAAGUUCGCAGUUGACUUCAAGACGCUGGCGGACGUGCUGGUGCAGGAGGUGAUCAAGCAGAGUGUGGAGAACAAGUUUCCAGGCUUGGGAAAAAAAGUUUUGGGAGAAGAAUCGAAUGAGUUCACCAAUGAUUUGGGGGAGAAGAUGAUCGUGAGGCUGUGUCCGACGGAGGAGGAGACAGCCGAGCUCCUCAGCAGGGUCCUUGGUGGCAACAAGUUGGCUUCUGAAGCGUUAGCCAGGGUUGUUCAUCAGGACGUCACCUUUGGCGACCCGGCUCUGGACGCAGUGGAGGUUGACAUUCCACAGGACACCCUGGGGAUCUGGGUGGACCCCAUAGAUUCCACUUACCAGUACAUAAAAGGUUCUGCGGACAUUAAAUCCAACCAAGGAAUCUUCCCCAGUGGACUUCAAUGUGUCACCAUUUUAAUUGGUGUCUAUGACCUACAUACAGGGGUGCCCCUAAUGGGAGUCAUCAACCAACCUUUUGUAUCACAAGAUCUAAACACCCUCAGGUGGCAAGGACAGUGCUACUGGGGCCUUUCUUACGAGGGGACCAACCUCCAUUCGCUUCAGCUUCCCGACCCCAGAAGCAAGAGUAGUGACACGCAGAGCCGAGGGACCGAAGACGCCGGCUCCGAGGGCGAGCGCCCUCCCGGGCUUUCAGCCGUCAUCAGCACGAGCGAGAAAGACACCAUCAGAGCCGCCUUGGCACGUGUGUGUGGCGAGCGCGUGUUCCCGGCGGCCGGGGCCGGCUACAAGAGCCUCUGCGUUGUCCAAGGCCUUGCUGACCUUUACAUCUUUUCGGACGACACCACGUUCAAGUGGGACUCGUGCGCCGCUCACGCCAUCCUGCGGGCCAUGGGCGGGGGGAUGGUGGAUUUCAGCCGGUGCCUGCGGGCGUCCUCCGGGCGGGCGCACGACUGGCCGCAGCUGCUGUACCACGCGGGAGACGAAGGGGCCGCCGGCGUGGAUCGCUGGGCCAACAAGGGCGGGCUGGUGGCCUACAGGUCCCAGAAGCAGCUGGAGACGUUCCUGAGCCUCCUCAUCCCCAACCUCGCCCCCGCGGAUGCGCGCACGUAGCCAACUCUGCCCUCUUGUGCGCUUCAGAACCCAACCGAGAGGCAGUUUCCCGCGCCUCGUACCUUUGGGAGAUACCUUCCUCCUGCUGAUGGUCAGGCUUCUCCCCCGUCUUCUGAGGAGCAUUUUCCCCAUGAUGUGUCCGUCGGAUGUUCGUCUCAUGAAUGAACCAUGUCCGUGCGGCGGCUGCACAGCUGGGCCGGCUUUCGGCCGCGGGUGUUGUGCCAUUCCUGCCGCCUGAAGCACUUCAAUAAAACCCAAGAGGAAGAAUCCGACUGCCUUAGUAUCACUCUUCUAAGCAUCUAAAUCACACGUAGAAUGUCGCUGAAAUUCUAGGGAGAACGUAAGAAAAAGCUGUGCUUGGAUUCUGUUUCCUGUCCCGAAGGGAAAAUCUACAGCUUUAGCCUUUGCCAGAACAUUUAGAACCUUGAAUCUGAUGCAUAAUUUAGCCAAGUUCAUGUACAUUAAGUCUCCUCUGCUUAAAAGAAUCAUAGCCCGGAGCACUGUGUGUCCCUCCUCCUGUCGCUCACAGCCUCUCGCACACAGUGUGUGUGUGCGCGUGCACACACACACACACACACACACACAAAUCUCUAAUCCUAAUAUCCUCAUAGACACGCUCCAUUUCUAUCACCAAGGCAGACGGGGAUGAAGAGGUUUCUGCAAUUCUUGCAGUUUUUAAAUUUCAAAAACCAGGGGUAGAGCUAAACAUAGUCAGUCCUCGUGUUUACUGGAGUCCGGCAGGAUGUCCUUUGAGGGGAAGGUGGACCUCUUUUCCUGUUCUGAGCGGCGUUGGUAAAGACCCAGGCCCCCAUCCGGAGGGAUGAACACUCCGCUCUGAUUUUUUCAUGUCUUGCGCCCUCUGGGGGCCAAAGGGUAUUUUUGGAGCAUUUUCUAUUUCUCUGUAAUUAUAAACGAAUGAAAAUGACAAACUGUUUUUGAUAGUCUGGCGUUGCAAACAGCAGAUUCAACAAUUAUUGAUAAUCGAGUUAUAGCAUUUAAAGCCAUCGUUGUGUUUUGUGACAGAUUGUUGGCUCUCGAGCUAUAUAUUCUUAAGUCCUUAGAGUGUUCUCUUAAAGGUUGAUUUUAAAUAAAAGUGAGCUCAUUCUUCACAAACCGCAUUAAAAACGAAAGCCCAGAAGCUAGCCCUGCUCCCUGAUAUGCACCAGAAUGGAGAUAUGGAAUAUGUUUCAGGAAAAACAUUUAUUGUCCACAUGAACAUUUUAGAGCAUGUAAAUUUUCAAUAAAAUACAGUGAAAACAG
Molecule: messenger RNA, 2962 nt
Organism: Neogale vison (American mink)
Lineage: Eukaryota; Metazoa; Chordata; Mammalia; Carnivora; Mustelidae
Gene: INPP1
Product: inositol polyphosphate-1-phosphatase
Exons: 7
Coding region: 494-1702 (402 amino acids)
Biological process (GO): phosphatidylinositol phosphate biosynthetic process
Molecular function (GO): inositol-1,4-bisphosphate 1-phosphatase activity
Source: RefSeq, a predicted model, not a curated record